Molecule: messenger RNA, 2615 nt
Organism: Frankliniella occidentalis (western flower thrips)
Lineage: Eukaryota; Metazoa; Arthropoda; Insecta; Thysanoptera; Thripidae
Gene: shrb
Product: charged multivesicular body protein 4b
Exons: 5
Coding region: 191-868 (225 amino acids)
Biological process (GO): late endosome to vacuole transport via multivesicular body sorting pathway; vesicle budding from membrane
Cellular component (GO): multivesicular body; cytoplasmic side of plasma membrane; ESCRT III complex
Source: RefSeq, a predicted model, not a curated record
GCCAAACAACGGAAUACGCCACUGAUUUUUGUGUCAACGCACAAGUGUGACUCAACUCUGAUCUUUGGGCUGCCAGUAGUUGUCUGGUGUGCUGCAGUGAAUAAUUUGCACUGUAAUCUGAUUGUUUCUCCAUUUCUACUAGUUUAGAGUCUCGUAUUUAACUUCUACUAAGGUUUUACUUGACGUCAUCAUGAGUUUCCUAAGUAAAGUGUUUGGGGGCAAGAAAGAAGACAAAGCCCCCUCAACAGGAGAAGCUAUCCAAAAACUUCGCGAAACAGAGGAAAUGCUCAUCAAGAAGCAAGAUUUUCUUGAAAAGAAAAUUGAACAAGAAAUCGCCACUGCUAAGAAAAAUGGACAGAAAAAUAAGAGAGCGGCACUUCAAGCACUCAAGCGGAAGAAGCGGUAUGAGAAACAGUUGCAGCAGAUUGAUGGAACAUUAUCAACUAUUGAAAUGCAGAGAGAAGCUUUAGAGGGUGCCAACACUAAUACAGCUGUUCUCACAACAAUGAAAGAUGCUGCGGACGCCCUCAAAGCUGCUCACAAACACAUGGAUGUCGAUCAAGUUCAUGAUAUGAUGGAUGACAUUGCCGAACAGCAAGAUGUAGCUAGAGAAAUUUCUGAUGCCAUAUCCAACCCAGUUGCAUUUGGUCAUGAUAUUGAUGAGGAUGAGUUGGAAAGGGAACUAGAAGAAUUAGAACAAGAAGAAUUGGAUAAGGAACUGCUUGACAUUGGACCAACAGCUGAUGAAUUGCCUGAAGCACCCAAGACAGAAUUGCCCAAGGUUCCUGCAUCAACAUCGAAAGCAAAAUCCAAAAAAGACGAGGACGAUGAAGAUAUUCUUCGGGAAAUGCAAUCUUGGGCCUCAUAAACAUCAAUUUAUUUAUUUUAAGUUGAUUCUGAAUUUUGCAAAUGUAGGUAUGUGAACCUGGUGGGUCAAAUCAUAUGCUUUCCGGUUGCACAGACAUGCUUUAUCAAUUUUCUUUGUUGGGCAAGCUUCAAUGUUUAAAGGGUGUGACAAGAAGUGUGAAAUUUUCCCCUUGGCAACUUGCUAGUUAAAUUUCCUUAUUAACAUAAAAUGGCUUAAUAUAAUUUCUUUAAUAUUUACUUGAUUAAAAUGCUAUUUUUGAUUUAAAGGAUAUUAAUUGUUUAUCUGCAAAGUUGUUCCUUAAGAAUAAUAUGUACAGUGUGUUUUGGUGAUACUUAAACGAUGAUGAGUAUUUUAUUUUAUUUAAGUGAAAUACAGCAAAUUCAUUAGCUGAAGGGCAUUACUGGUUAAAACUAUUUGCUGCGCUACUAGAUGUCAAGAGAGAUUUCCAAGGGCAAUCAUUGUUGCAUGUACAUAUUACUGAAGACAUCACCAGUUGGAACUGAGUUCUCUUAAAAUUCUGUGCUCUCUCUCACAUAACCGAUCCUUCCUAUUAUACUUCAGAACUGAGGCUUGCCUGUGAAAUUGUUAACCUUUUUUUUAAAUGUGUAUUAUUCUGGUCUGCCAUAAUCUAGGCAAAGUUUGCUGGAUAAUUUAUUUUAGCCAUUCUAUAGACAUUACUUUUACCCACUAAACAUAAGUAUGUGUUAUGUGUGUGAGAGCAUAGAUAGAUAAAUAUAUGUUGAUGACUAAGUUCUGUUAUUGAUUUACUAUCUUAUCAGGAUCAACAUUGCUACCAUUUCUGUUAAAUUCAUGGUAGUGGCAAUAUUUGUUCGAUCUUCUCCAGAGAGGGCAAAGUCUGUAUUUGCAAAAUUUGAAGAACUAAUAGUUACUCUUGCCAAUUAAUGAAAUAUUUAAGUUCUGGGCAUCUCAUGCUUUUUCUUUUUCUUUUUUUUUUGUUAAUUUGGAACUGCAGCAAAUUUUUGAGGAACAGAACAGCGCUUUUGAAUGUAGUUUGAUGAUAGUUUGUAAAGAUUUUAAUUUUAACUUGUGACUCUUAAAUGAUCCUAUUAUAUUAUUAUAGAAAUUGUAGAGGCAAUGAGAGACAAUUAUUUUUUUAAAAAGUUAUUUCAAAACUUGAGUCAUUUUGGUCCUUCUUCAGUGAAGAUAGAAAAUGACAUUGUAGUGUGAUAUUUUUCUGUCUAAGCUUGUUGAAUGGUAUAAUUUUAAAUAAUUCUUGCAGCCAUGCCCUAAUAAAGUUGCUUGUUAAUCAAGUGGUGUUCUACAUAAAUCCAUCCAACAAAGCGGUAUCAAAUUAUUGAUCCAUAGGUUGACUAGCACUCAGUAACUACAUGAGACUCAUGGUCACUCAGUCAAUAUUUAAUGAACCUGUGAUUUAGCAUUCAAAUUUUGUAUAUUAACUGUAAACUAUCAGAACGGUCUUGCUGACUAUUCACAUGUAUGAAGGCUUUCAUUAUAUUUGGCUUCAUCAUAGAGAUUGACAGCACCUGGCCUCUAUGUCUUCUAACAUAUUAUUUCUUUGUAAAUUUGUUCAUGUCUGUAUUUAUGACACUUUGUUUUCUUAUUAUGGGAUUGUUCAUUGAUGCUAGUUCACAAUUGUGUGCUGCAUUUGUGGCAUCCCUUUUAGCACUUUUUAAAAAGCCUUAUCAUUUUAAGAUUAUAAUUGGGAUUUUGGCAGUUUUUAUUCAUAGAAAAUCAAUAAAUAUACUGUUUUCACUCACUUUUUGAA